ACGUCGGCCUGGCUUCCCUAGCUCGUGAUUGGUCGCUUCCCGCGUCAAACACCGAAACGGGCCCUCAGGGACGGGACAGAUGGAGAGAUGGGUGUCAAUGUUAAGGUGACACAAGCGGCGGCGGUGGUAGCGGCAGCGGCGGCCGACACGUAACCUGCGCAUUGUUCUGGGCGUAAGUGAGGUUGGUGCAUUGUGCGUUCCGCAGAAGAGCGCGGCGACGGUGGCGCUGCUGCUGCUGCUGAGAGGGGAAAUCGCCGCCGUCGCCAUGGAAGAGAAACCGAACGACCAGCUGCUGUGCGACAGCCUCAUUCUCUGGUUGCAGACAUUUAAUACUGCUGAAUCCUGCAGAGAAGUUCAGGACUUAACUAAUGGUGUUGCCAUGGCACAAGUACUUCAUGAAAUUGAUGCUGCCUGGUUUGACAAAGCUUGGCUAAGCCGUAUUAAAGAAGAUGUUGGUGACAACUGGAGAUUAAAGGCUAGCAAUUUGAAGAAGGUGCUUCAAGGAAUUAUGGAUUAUUAUCAUGAGUUUUUGGGCCAGCAGAUUUCAGAAGAUCUCCUUCCUGAUUUAAGCCAGAUAUCUGAACAUUCUGACCCAGUAGAGUUGGGCAGGUUACUGCAGCUCAUUUUAGGCUGUGCAGUCAAUUGUGAAAAGAAACAAGAACAUAUACAAGUUAUAAUGACACUAGAGGAGUCUGUCCAGCAUGUUGUCAUGGCUGCUAUUCAAGAGUUAAUGAGCAAAGAAAUAUUGGGCUUCGUUGCAAGUGACUUACCUGGUGAUCUGGAGCAGCAGCUGAAAAGAGCACUGGAAGAGCUUAAUGAAGUACUAGCAGAAAAAGAAGAACUGAAGCAAAGAUGUCAAGAACUAGACCUGCAGGUGGCUGCCCUUCAAGAAGAAAAGAGCAGUUUGAUGUCUGAAAAUGAGAUCAUGAAUGACCGGUUGGACCAGUUGGAUGGCUCUCUUGAUGAUUCAAAUACUGCAGUUGCAAAAAAGUAUUUCCAUGCACAGUUGCAGCUAGAACAACUACAAGAAGAAAAUUUCAGGCUUGAAACUGCAAAGGAUGAUUAUCGUGUUCACUGUGAAGAACUUGAGAAACAACUGAUUGAGCUUCAACAUCGGAAUGAUGAACUGACAUCUCUGGCAGAAGAAUCUAGGGCCCUGAAAGAUGAAAUUGAUGUUCUUAGGACGGUUGCUGAUAAGACAAAUAAGCUGGAAUCAACUGUUGAGGUGUAUCGUAAAAAAUUAGAAGACCUAAAUGACUUUCGCAGACAGGUGAAAUCUCUUCAGGAAACAAAUAUGAUGUAUAUGCACAAUACAGUUAGCCUAGAGGAAGAGCUAAAGAAAGCAAACGCGGCCCGAGCACAGCUAGAAACGUACAAAAGGCAGGUCCAAGAACUUCAUAACAAACUCUCUGAAGAAUCCAAAAGAGCUGAUACACUGGCAUUUGAACUGAAGCGACUAGAAGAGAAGCAUGAAGCAUUAAUUAAAGAGAAAGAGAGGUUGAUAGUACAGCGUGAUGCACUGAAAGAAACAAAUGAAGAGCUCUGCUGUUCACAAAUGCAGCAGGACCACCUGAAUCAAACAGAUGCAUCUGCUGUCAAAAGUUAUGAAAAUCUUGCUGCUGAAAUUCUGCCUGUUGAAUAUAGAGAAAUGUUCAUUCGGCUACAGCAUGAAAAUAAGAUGCUCCACUUGCAACAAGAAGGGUCUGAAAAUGAACGCAUUGCGGAGCUUCAAGAGAAGCUAGAACAAAAGCAUCGGUCAAUAAACGAAUUAGAGACAGAAAACAGGCUGAGCAAGGAGCGUGUUGGAGAGCUGCAGCAGCAGAUUGAGGACCUCCAGAAAACCUUGCAGGAGCAAGAGUCCAGGACAGAAGGCGAAGGGUCCAGCAAAUUAAAACAGAAGAUAGCAGCACAUAUGGAGAAAUUGAGCGAAGUUCACGAUGAGUUGCAGAAGAAGGAGGCUCUUCUUGCAGACCUCCAGCCAGAUCUAAAUCAAAAUGCACAAAAAAUUGAAGAACUGGAAGCAGCUUUACAUAAGAAAGACGAAGAUAUGAAGUCGAUGGAAGAGCGGUAUAAGAUGUACUUGGAAAAGGCAAGAAGUGUGAUAAAAACAUUGGACCCCAAAUUAAAUCCAGCAUCUGCUGAAAUCAUGUUGUUGAGAAAACAGCUGACAGAAAAAGAUAAAAGAAUUGAAACACUUGAGGGAGAAUGCAAAUUGGCCAAGCUACAUGAUCAUGAAGAAAAAUUAAUUGUGUCUGCAUGGUAUAACAAGAGUUUAGCAUUUCACAAACUGGGCAUGGAAUCCAGACUCAUAAAUGCAACUACUGCCUACAAAGACGCUAGUUCCUGCCUACCUGCACGCUCUUUCCUUGCACAGCAACGGCACGUGACCAAUACCCGAAGGAACCUCUCUGUUAAAGUACCUCCUGCAGCAUCAGAUUAAACCACAGAAGAUAUGCAUGCACUAAAGUGUCCUUAACCUAUUUUGUACCUUCUGUUUUAAACUACCUGACAAGGAAUGAGAUUGUGAUGCUGGGCAUCAGCUAUUUUCCAUGUGAGACCCCAUAUGCUGGUAAAUUUACGUUGGUCAGCUGAUUAUAAGAAGCGAUGCUCAUCUAAUGACUUUUUCUAGGUAGAAUUGAGGUAUCUGUUGAUAAGCACAACUCUUAAAAAGUUUAUAUUUGCUGUCAUUAUGUAUUGUGUAUUAAAAAUACCACAAUUGGCAUCAUAUUUAAAAUUCUAUUUAAUGUUUCAGUUUAGGAUGAUCACUGAUUUUUAUAAAAAACAUUACAGCACAGAAAAGUGUCCCCACCCCAGUUCUUUCUGUUAACUUUACAAAACAACAAUGACCAAACUGGAAACACUAUAUUGUUCAGCAUUCAUGGCAUGAGGGUGUUUGGCCUCUUAGCAAAAUAUAGCGGAAGUGAACCACUAGCUUCAUGAUUUGUUUUCUAAGGCUGUAGUACCCUGAUGUCAGUUCAAGCCCUGUUGAGAUCUAAUUCAAUAGGAAGGGUGAUUAGUCUGUAAUAACUACUGAUUAUAGAUUUCCCAAAUUCAGGAAAGCCCAAAUCUGUGUUGUUGAACUGAAUCAACGAUGCCUUUAAAAACAAAAAACCUUAAUAUGUAAAAUUUCAACAUUUUUGAAAGUUGCAAAACUAAUCUUAAGUCUUUUCUAUAGGCUUCUGGCUCUGGCCAUUGGACACCUGACUGUGUGAUUCUCUUUGCUAUUCAAUGGCCUAUUCAUUCAGAGAUGCCAUAUCUUCAGGUGUUGCACAUUAAAAGGAAAACCUUGGACACAUGCUGCUCCCCUAAGGGCUGGAUGCACAUGUCCCAGACACUGGGAUCAUCUACACCAAGCAGGUUAUUGCACUAUGAAAGAGGUAUGAAAGUGGUAUAUAAAAGGCAGGAGCCACACUACUGCUUUAUAGUGGUAUUGAAGUGCACUGACAACUGUUAGGGCCUAUUGACACAUACCAUAUACCGCUUUCAUACCGCUAUAUCCUGCUUGGUGUGGCUCCUGCCUUUUAUAUACUGCUUUCAUAGUGCAAUAUCCUGCUUGAUGUAGAUGAGCGCACUGUGUAACAGCCCCCUGGCUGUAGCCAGGGUCUGGAUUGUGCAACUGGACAGAGGGAAAUGCUUAAAUUAGGUAGUUGCCAUUUUGUUUUUGUACUUUUUCUCAGUUUAACAACUUCUUACUAUAGAUGCUCUGGAAUAAGUAAUCUUGUAAGAAAGAAGCCCCUAUGGUGGAUUUUAAAGCCUUUUAAAGCAAUUUUUGAUAUGAAAUAUUAGUGACAUUUCCAUAUAAUUAAAAUCAUGAUAGAGAACAAUAUCAGUAGGAGACACCCUCACAGGUGUUUAUGCAAUCUGUCUACUUUGUGCAAAUUAUGGAAGUGGGCUGUUGCCCCUGAAGAUUCUUGCAUAAUAAACCAUUUUGUUUCUAAGGUUCUACUGACUCCUUAAAAGCAAGGCACGAUAUUGUUCCUGCUGAGGCAGUUUGAUAAUCCCAGAGGAAACAGUAUAUGUGAGUACAUGUUCACAGGGUGAAAGGCAUGGUUGUUUCAAAGUGGACUUUUGAGUUUAAAAAGAAACUCACACAUCCAAAGUAAACUAUAUAGAAUAGAUCAGUGUUUGUGAAUAAAAUGUAAUGCAAGCUUGAACUUUAUUACAAAUAAUUCACACACUUCAAAUAAAACGAGGCAUGUAAUCUGGGUUGUGCAUUUUUCUUUUGUACUGGUUGGGCACAGAACUCUAACAUUUAUAAUCUGAAACUACUUCAGACUUGACUAAUGUUCGCAUUUUAUUAAAGCUGGGUUAAAAUAUGUGGUGUUGCAAUUGCAGUAUUACAUGCUUUUGUGUAUAUGUUAACACAACAAGUCUAUUCUGUUUCAAUAUUAAUUCCAGCAGUAAAGCUGUUUAACAGGGCAUUCCUAGGUUUGUCUUCUGAGAAAUAAGUCCUGCUGAGUUCGAUGGGACUUAUUCCCGGGUAAGUGUGUAUAGGAUUGCAGCCUAAGUGUGUUACUGUCAGAGCCUUCAUAGACUUUCAAGUUCUGUUUUUUAAGCUUUCAUAAGUCUGGUGACUACCUCUUGGGUUUUAAGAACUGGCUGUUCUACUUAACUUGCUGAUUAGUUUAUUUUAGAACUCUCUGAGCUCUUUCCCUGGUCUGAAUUUGUAGGGAGAAAUGGCUAACACAGAUUUUGUACCUUAAUGUUUAAUGAUUUUAUACUUUACUAUAUAUGUUGCUAUGAAACAUGGUAAAUUAACUAAACUUCUUGGAAGUAGAAGAGACAGAUGAUUGACUGCCUUUUGGCAAUAGUAACACAUUUUAAUCCUAACUGGGUUUAAUAAAAUUACAACUUCUCCUAUUUUUAUUUUUUUUGUCUUCCUGAAAACUUACUUUGAGGAUUAAUUUAAAUAAUGAAUGAGAUUUUCAGACUAUGUUCUCAGAUAAUGCACAGGCUGUGUACAACCCCAGCUGCUGUUUUGGGCUUCUUAGCCCAGGGCAGCCUUCCCCAACCACUACAACCCCCAUCAGCCUCCACCAGCAUGAGAAUUUUGUGUUCAACACAUGUAUGUGCAUGUUUCUUGCCCUACUGGACUGUAACAAGUGUCUCUGAAGACAACACCUCACUCACUGAGAGUCAAUGGGUGUGGUAAAACUGGAAGUCUAUAGACAGCAAUUUUUGUAGUAAUUGUUUGCAAAUGAAUUUGUGGUUGACUACUUGGUAUAGCACUAGUUUUUAACUUGAACUACCUCCUUUGAGUAAUACAAUUCAGAAGUUUGAUCACCAGCAAUUGAAUUCAGAAUCCCCAACCUUCUUGUUUUAGUCAACAAAUGAUAAAAGUUGAUAAAUUGAAUCAUUCUUGAAUUUAUUCUGAAUUUUUAAGGUGAAUAAUUAUUUAACUAUGAUUUUUGUGUCUUUUUCUUUCACAUUAUGUGGAAUAUUUAACCCAAGUGGUGCUUAACAAUUUGUUCCCUGUAUUGCUUGCAUGAUUAUUUUCAUUAGAUUCAAAGGCACUUUGUUGGGAUAACAAUUUAUGACUUGACACAAUGGCUAAUUAUGGAAUAUGUUAUUUUAUGUAAUUGAAAAAAAUUGUGAACCCUUUUUAGAAAUUUGGUUUUAGAGCUCUAUGUUAUCAGACUAAAGCAUUCAGUAGAAUUAAUGAAAUGUUUCACUUAAAACAUACUUUUAUCAAUAUGAAGUAAAAGUAUUCAGCUUUUCUCAAGGAAACAUUUGCUUGUCAUCACAUUUGUAAGCAAUACUAAUGUUUUCCUUUAAUAAGGAUAAGCUGUAGGUCUGACUUUAUAUUUUCUGUUAGACUUGUCUGGGUCUAAUCUCUUUAAUAUGUAUAUGUCUACAUCUGUGCAAAGCAAAUGGACAGUAUAGAAAUGGUGAAAAAAAAGAAUUUGCACUAAUUUGUAAACAUGGUUUUAUUCUUUCUUCAAGAAAUAUUCUUUUAUAUUCACAUAAAAAAUUGACACUA
Messenger RNA from Elgaria multicarinata webbii, 5980 nucleotides. It is a transcript of the gene HOOK1, whose product is annotated as hook microtubule tethering protein 1. Gene Ontology annotation, biological process: cytoskeleton-dependent intracellular transport; cytoplasmic microtubule organization. NCBI's taxonomy places the organism in Eukaryota, Metazoa, Chordata, Lepidosauria, Squamata, Anguidae. The record is from RefSeq and is a predicted model, not a curated record. Bases 266 to 2440 code for a protein of 724 amino acids. Gene Ontology annotation, molecular function: microtubule binding; dynein light intermediate chain binding. Gene Ontology annotation, cellular component: cytoplasm; centrosome. The transcript is spliced from 22 exons.